GACUGGCCUUGGUCAUCGCCACCAUUAUGAGCGACACCGUGUGUAUGUUUAUGUUCUCUGUGUGCAAUGUUGACUCCCAUAUAGGGCAUGGGGGUGUGAACCAGCUAGGCGGGGUGUUUGUGAACGGCAGACCCCUACCCGACGUGGUGAGGCAGAGGAUCGUGGAGUUGGCGCAUCAAGGUGUACGACCCUGUGACAUCUCACGACAGCUACGGGUCAGUCACGGCUGUGUCAGCAAAAUCCUAGGCAGAUACUAUGAGACGGGCAGCAUCAAACCUGGAGUUAUUGGCGGCUCGAAGCCAAAAGUUGCUACUCCAAAGGUUGUGGAUAAAAUCGCCGACUACAAGAGACAAAACCCCACCAUGUUCGCCUGGGAGAUCAGGGAUAGACUGUUAGCUGAGGGCGUCUGCGACAACGACACUGUCCCCAGUGUUUCAUCAAUAAACAGGAUCAUUCGGACUAAAGUCCAGCAGCCGUUUCACCCCUCCCCAGAUGGGACGUCUCUCACCAGUCCCGUAGGACACACCAUAGUUCCAAGCACAGCCUCACCGCCCGUAUCUAGUGCUUCCAAUGACCCAGUGGGGUCCUACUCUAUCAACGGAAUUCUGGGUAUCCCCCGCUCAAAUGGAGAAAAGAGGAAACGAGACGAGGACGGCUCAGACGGCUCUGGCCCAGGCAGUGACUCUCAGGGUAGUGUGGAGAGCUUGCGGAAGCACCUGCGAGCCGACGCCUUCACGCAGCAGCAGCUGGAGGCCCUGGACCGGGUCUUCGAGAGGCCCGCCUAUCCCGACGUCUUCCAGAGCUCCGAGCACAUCAAACCUGAACAGGAGUACGCCCUCCCAUCGCUGCAAGCGGGAAUAGACGACGUGAAGCCGAGCUUGUCGUCUAACGCCAGCGCAGAGCUCGGGCCCGGCGUGACACAAAGCUACCCUGUAGGUCGAGAUAUGGCCAACACAACCCUACCUGGGUACCCCCCACACGUACCCCCAACCGGACAAGGCAGCUACCCAACAUCAACGCUUGCUGGAAUGGUUCCUGGGAGCGAGUUUUCGGGGAACCCCUACAGCCAUCCACAGUACACAACAUACAAUGAAGCCUGGCGGUUCAGUAACCCAGCAUUACUAAGUUCCCCUUAUUAUUAUAGUGCCGCAUCAAGAGGCUCCGCCCCUCCCACUGCUGCCACUGCCUAUGACCGUCACUAGUUACCAUGGAAACCCAAUCAAGCAAACGGAUCGCGGCUACGGCGGCCUCCAUAUUGUGCCAGUGUGAGUGGGCGUGGUUUUCUCUGGAACAAGCAGGCAGCUCCAAGAUUUCCUCAACACUCAACACAGAAAGAAAAAAAGAAGAAAAUGAAUGAUGAGAUAAAGAAAGAGGAGUGGACAUGUUGGAAUUUUAAAAAAAGAACAAACAAACAAGAAAACACAAAGAAACAAACAAACACAAAAUGAUUUGGCCACUGCACACUUCACAGUCCCAUCUCUUGCUUAAAAACCUGCAAGACUGUAAAGAGACUCUAUGAAUAUAUAUUAUGAAAAUGAGAAUAAUAAUAAUAAUGCAAAGAAAGUUUUGUUGUUGAAAGUUAAACAAACUACAAAAAGCUACAUUUUUUCCUGAUGCCUCUGGUUCAUUGUAUUUUCUUUCCUUACUGUUCUUUUCCAAUUAUUUUGGUUGUUUUUUUAUGAACGAAUACAUUCCUUUACCUGACUGAAUUCAUUUCCUGGAA
Messenger RNA from Engraulis encrasicolus (European anchovy), 1723 nucleotides. It is a transcript of the gene pax2b, whose product is annotated as paired box 2b. Lineage: Eukaryota; Metazoa; Chordata; Actinopteri; Clupeiformes; Engraulidae. The transcript is spliced from 9 exons. The record is from RefSeq and is a predicted model, not a curated record. The coding region runs from base 27 to 1202 and encodes 391 amino acids. Gene Ontology annotation, biological process: regulation of transcription by RNA polymerase II; anatomical structure development. Gene Ontology annotation, molecular function: DNA-binding transcription factor activity, RNA polymerase II-specific; RNA polymerase II cis-regulatory region sequence-specific DNA binding.